Messenger RNA from Trichogramma pretiosum, 1200 nucleotides. RefSeq lists its product as uncharacterized. Gene Ontology annotation, cellular component: nucleus; cytoplasm. Bases 1 to 1200 code for a protein of 399 amino acids. The record is from RefSeq and is a predicted model, not a curated record. The transcript has 3 exons. Gene Ontology annotation, molecular function: protein binding. NCBI's taxonomy places the organism in Eukaryota, Metazoa, Arthropoda, Insecta, Hymenoptera, Trichogrammatidae.
AUGGCUGACGACGAUUUUAACGAAGACGAUACUUUAUCCUAUGAUGAAAGCUACGAUUUCGAGACUGACCGGGAAAAAUUGGAACGAUUGAAGAGCAUGCGACAGAACGUCAACUGGGAGAUCGAAGACGAGCGACGAACCUUUUUCCAUGAUCUCAAAGAUUUACUCGAAGACUGGUAUGAGGAACUUCCAAAUCUCCGAGAAAUUUUUCGACGGGAAGAAAUGGACUGGCUUCUCACGGAGUUCGUUAAAACCCAUGACGGCAAGUCACAGACGCAUCCACUCCUUCAGUUUGUGGUUAGUAGUGGCUACAGAGACGAACCCCAAUUGGGCACAGACGGCAAGCCGUCCGCACGUCGCACAACACCACUGCAUCAUUUGUUCAAAUUCUGCACAUGUCCCUUCUCGAACGGUGUGGCCCAAGAUCUGUUUCGAAUUUACAACAGAUUCGACGUGAACUACACCGACGAGCGAGGCCGUACUCAUUUUCACGCGGCCUGUAUGUAUGGCUGUGACUAUGCGGUAGAGACGUUUCUCGAUCUCGGGCUUGAUCUUAAUCGGCUCGAACAAGAUACGGACUUGACUUUAAUCGAUCCGCCGCUGCACUUGGCUCUGGGUAACCAAAACAAGGCAGUGUUCAAAUUGCUGUUGAAGCAUGACGCCGACCCAAAUUCGGCCAAUCAAUAUGGAGAUACUCCUCUGCAUUUGAUUUCCAGAUCUGUGGCCCAUUUUCGACCAACAACAGUCGAACUACUCUUGAAUCGGGGCGCCGAUAUGUCAAAUUUCGCUUUUCCCGAAGGAUGCUUUGAAGACGAUGAACCGUUUGAUUACGAAGAAUACGAUUCUAAUUUAGUAAUGGCAUAUCGUGUGCUGGAGGUCAUCGAAAUCAUCGAAAAAAGAGGAUAUGAACUAAAUAGAAAAGAUGGUAUCAGGUUCACAUUUUUAAUAUAUCAUUACUUAUUAAACGAUGUGAAAGAAGAUCGUGAAUUUUGGCGUAGACAUGAGAAGCUCGUGGACGAAGCAAAAAAAUUGAUGGUAAUCCCGAGCUUGUCGCUUUACGAUUUAAUCGAGAUGCGACCCGACGAGGCCAAGCGACUGCUCACGCAUAAGGACUACUACGAGUUCAAACUUUUUCUGGCGAUGGGCAUUGGAGAAUUUCUCGGAGUUUACGCAUCAACGGCUACCGAUUCUUUGCUGUGA